ACAGCCUUGUGGGGCGUGGCCCAGGUGAUCUCUAUUCACGCCUGAGUGGGCUCAUUGUCGGCCGCAGUGAAUCCAAAGUACAGUCGCAAUGGCAUUGAAUUAUACCGAUCGUUUGAAAUACCGGGCUUCAACGCUCUCUGCUGGAGAUGAACACCCGGAAGGAGAAGUUGCCGACCUCGAAAACCCAGGCUUGGGUCGGUUCGAUGCUCUGGAGCACUGGGGCUUGGAUGCGAACGAGAUCGACUGGGACCUUACUUUCCGGUAUCAGACGCCCGAAGUGGAAAGACCGGUGAAGAAGCAAAAGAAAAGCAGCACUAGCACCAGCUCGUUCUCGGAAGGAACCGAUGAUGAAGACCUGGGUUUCGAGUCGGAUCCCAACCCUAACUCAUCACAAGCCGGGCCAGCCGUCAUCGACCUCACCGCCGAAGAUUCGCUACUCGCGCAGAUAACGGACAUCUUCCCUGAGAUCAGCCAGAAAUAUGUGGAGGAUCUGAUCGACCGUCACGACGGUCCUUGGCAUAAUGGGCACGAUGGUACGAGGCAGCAGAUUAGGAUUGACCCCGAUAUUCUGAAGGAGCGAGUCAUCGAGGAGAUCUUGCAGAAUCCAUGCUAUCCCAAGCAGGACCGGCUGAAGCGAAAGAUUACCGAAACAAAAGGCGAUGAUAAGCAGUGGAUGGCUGAGAUCCCCAACCGGGGCAGUCCAUUGUAUCUCCAGCUAGCGACCACAAAACUGGCCCAUGAAUUUCUUUGGAUGCCCAUAAAUUACAUUCGACUGGAGGUGAAUGACAAAAAAGAGCUUUAUGCCGCCUAUUUGGCUUUGUUUGCUCAGGAAGAUGAUGCCAACAAUGGGUAUACGAAGCUAAAGCGUGAAAGACAGCCAGCCGCGGCAAAGCCCAAAAAUGACUUGGAGAGGUCUAUCAUAGACAAUUUGGAGCGGGAAUUGGAUGCCGCCAAGGAGGAAGCGGAGAAGCAGGCUGGUAAGGGAAGCACUACCGCAGGGCGACGUAGAUUGCUAACGAGUCCUCGCUCCAAAGCAUUUAUCCGAAAGCAGAAGGAAGAGGAGGAGGCAGAGCUCCGGAAUGAAGAAGAGCACAAAAAAGCGGGAACCCUCGUCGAGUGUCAAUGCUGUUUCGCCGAUGUCCCAGUCAACAGGGCCCUACCCUGCGAGGGGGGUGAAAUCCACUUCUUCUGUCAUACGUGCAUGCGCAAAACUGCGGAGACCCAGAUCGGGCUGAUGAAAUACAAGUUGCAGUGUAUGGACACCAGUGGCUGUCAGGAAAGCUUCUCCCGUACCCAGCUGGAGAAAGCCCUGGGCUCACCUUUGAUGAAGAAAAUUGAUUCCCUUCAACAGCAGGACGAGAUCGAACAGGCGGGCUUAGAGGGCCUCGAAGGUUGUCCCUUUUGUGACUUCAAAGCGAUCUGUCCGCCUGUGGGGGAGGAUCGCGAAUUCAGGUGCAGCAACCCCACGUGCGAAGUGACUAGCUGUCGCCUCUGUCAUCAAGAGAGCCACAUCCCCAAGACCUGUGAGGAGGCAAGAAAAGAAAGAGGGCUUCCGGAGCGCCAUCUCGUCGAAGAGGCCAUGAGUGAGGCUUUGAUUCGGAACUGCCCGCAAUGCAAAAUCAAAAUCGUAAAAGAAUCCGGUUGCAAUAAGAUGAUCUGCUCCAAGUGCGGUUGUGCCAUGUGCUACAUCUGCAAGAAGAACAUCACGGGUGAACAGUACCAGCACUUCGAACGCCCACCCACCUUCUGUCGUACACACGAUGGUGCAGCCGAGAACCGUUCACAGACGGAGAUAGAACAGGCUCAGAAGACGACUAUCGCAGGUAUCCUGGCGCAGAACCCCAACCUCACCGAAGAAGAGCUGCGUAUCCAUAAAGAUAAAGCGAAACAGGCAGCCCCAGGCCAUCAGCGCAACUAUCCUCCCCGCCAAUUUUUGGAUAAUUAUCGUGCCUACGUGGCAGGACCUCAGCGUGUGCCACAGCCUCCUGGGAACAACUACUAUCGACAUGAUGAACUGUAUAAUCCCCCUGCCUACCUUGAUAACAUUGGCACGCGAGGAGAAGCCAGGCCUAUUCCCCAGCCACGACGGGUGAAUAACCAAACAUACUAUCUGCACGCCCAGGCCCCUCAAGCUGCCGCACCGGCUAUACCUGUUGGGAACUUCCAAGGUAUACUGCCUGUCGGGGGCUUUCUUCGAAGAGAAGAGGAAUGGAGGGCAGUUUUGCCUCCACAGAUCCCAAAUAUCCCCUACUCACCGGUAUUAAUGCCACAACGACCCGGAGUUGCAAAUCAGGACGACAACAUCCAUUUCCCGACUUACGAUCAGCUAUGGUGAUCUUUUUCUUUUUCGAAUUCCGUCUGUUGACAUGGAAGAAACACCUGGGUGCCAGAGGCUCUUAUCAAAUUCGUCACAGUUUCCGCCAUAAUUUCCUCUCUGCUACCAACUCUGCCAUCUACUUCUUGACUUCGUCAUCUUCUUCUCCUCGUCCUUUUUUAUUCAGAGUGUUUUCCAGCGUUGGGUAGCGGAUUUGUUGCUCGUUCUUUU
Aspergillus heteromorphus CBS 117.55 is the source of this 2545-nucleotide messenger RNA. RefSeq names its product E3 ubiquitin-protein ligase RNF216. Lineage: Eukaryota; Fungi; Ascomycota; Eurotiomycetes; Eurotiales; Aspergillaceae. The transcript is spliced from 3 exons. The record is from RefSeq and is a predicted model, not a curated record. Bases 89 to 2335 code for a protein of 748 amino acids.